Dibothriocephalus latus is the source of this 321-nucleotide messenger RNA. NCBI's taxonomy places the organism in Eukaryota, Metazoa, Platyhelminthes, Cestoda, Diphyllobothriidea, Diphyllobothriidae. The record is from the annotation of a GenBank genome assembly.
AUGAAGCUGUGGGUUUACACGAGAUCUAUAGCUGAUCCUCUUGCCUCAUUAGAGCUGGCGUCCAACGUUGGUCGAAUGUGUGUCAAAGGCUGUAUUGAUCUGCCUGGUCCGAUGGUGACCAUCACUUCCAGCCUGCUGCUCACCUACUGGUGCAUUGUGCCCCUUCUCCUCGCUUGCACCGCCUGGUGUCGCCGUCGGAAGCAGGAUACGACUACAGAGCAGUUGGUCGCAGAAGAGCCGGCUGACCUGAAGAUGGGCCGUCUCUUCACGGACCUUCUGGCUGUGUAUGGCUACUCUCUGACAGCAUUUGUGCCCUGCUCC